AUGCUCUUCAGAUACUUUAUCUACAUAGUCCAAUGGCUCUGGAAUACAGGCAACGCCAAUCAUGACGAAGAUGACGAAGGCAACAUCUGUGGGAUCUGUCACAUCUCGUUUGAGGGGUGUUGUGCAUGGUGUAAGAUCCCGGGGACUGACUGUCCGUUGAUCUGGGGCGAAUGCAGUCACGUCUUCCACAUGCACUGCUUGCUCGAAUGGUUAGGCAUGGAUGCAUCGAAACAGCAAUGUCCCUUGGACUGA
Suillus paluster is the source of this 252-nucleotide messenger RNA. Its product is annotated as anaphase-promoting complex subunit Apc11. The record is from RefSeq and is a predicted model, not a curated record. Bases 1 to 252 code for a protein of 83 amino acids. Lineage: Eukaryota; Fungi; Basidiomycota; Agaricomycetes; Boletales; Suillaceae. Gene Ontology annotation, cellular component: nucleus; anaphase-promoting complex. Gene Ontology annotation, molecular function: cullin family protein binding; ubiquitin protein ligase activity; zinc ion binding. The transcript has 2 exons. Gene Ontology annotation, biological process: protein ubiquitination; positive regulation of mitotic metaphase/anaphase transition; anaphase-promoting complex-dependent catabolic process.